AGUCAAGAGUCUUAUCGUUGACAACAAUUUUCUGGAAGACACUUAAUAUGGCCGACGCAGGUGAAGAGCAGCCUUUGCUCAGACCAAUUCUGGAGGAAGUUAUAAGCAAUGGCAAGCACGACGAAACUAUCCUUGACUUCGAGGACGGCGACUCGCGGAAUCCCAUGGAGUGGACUGUAGUGUACAAAUGGUUUAUUGUGUUUGUACUCGCAUUACAGGCGUUCACAGUAACAUUCACAUGCAUAGGCGUCGUUCCAGUAGCCAGCUCAAUCGUGGAAGAUCUCGAUGGAAAACAUGCAAGCUCAUCAACCAGUGCCCUACUCGUUACCAUUUGGGAGCUCGGUGAAGCGGCCGGCCCACUACUCAUUGCUCCAUUGUCCGAACUGUUUGGUCGCUACCCUGUCAUUAACGUCUGCAACAUCUUGUUCAUUGCAGCUACGUUGCUCGCAGCCAGCAGUCAGAGCACCAAGCUUUUCAUUGCUGCUAGGAUGCUCACGGGUCUUACUGUAGCAUCCAAUGUGCUCAACCCUGCGAUCGUCGGCGACAUGUUCGAGUCUGAGAAGCGAGGUUCGGCGAUGAGCUUCCUCAUACUCGCUCCCCUUAUUGGAAGUGCCAUCGGACCUACCAUCAGUGGCGCAAUUGCGCAGACCUUGGGCUGGCGGGAAGUCCUUUUCAUUGCUGCUGGUCUAGCUGUCGUGUGUGAGAUUCUGUUUCUCAUGUGCUUCAAGGAGACGUACAAGAUGGCGAUCCUCCGAAAGCAAGUCGCAAAACUACAACCGGAAAGCAGAGAAUUUGGGAUUCCUUCCAAAAGAAAGAGCAAACAUGAGAACGUUCUGAAGCUGUGGCAAUCAAUCACCCGGCCGGCAGCGGUGCUGUUCGGGUCUUCGGUACUGAUGCUUCUUUCGCUGUACGGGGCAGUGGUGUUCAGUUUCUUUUACGUGAUGUCUGUUUCGCUGCCAGUUAUUCUACAGGAGGUGUACGACUUCACGCCAGCACAAACUGGAGCAGCGUUUAUAUCAUUCAGCGUUGGUUCCUUCCUUAGUGUCAUGGUUUGCAACUUCGGCUUAGACAGGAUUUAUGUCAAGCUUCGCGGAUCCCAUGGCGACAACGGCAAACCUGAGUACCGCCUCCCACUCAGCAUCAUUGGUGGCUUUGCUAUGCCAUUUUCGAUAGCUGCGUACGGCUGGAUUGCACAAUUGCGGCUUCCUGUGCCUCUGCUAUUGGUUUCCGUAGGGCUCAUGGGAUUUACUCUCAUCCUGGCUGGUGUGCCGAUGUCUGCGUAUGUCGUCGAUGCGAGUGGACUUUACAGCGCGUCUGCCAUGACCGGAGUCAUUGUGACAAGGUGUCUGAUGGGAACAUUCUUGCCACUGACAUCUGGUCCUUUGGCUGAACAUCUUGGAUAUGGGUGGGGUUUCAUGUGUCUGAGUGCUCUGAGUCUGAGCAUUGCGGUGAUUCCUGUUUUGAUACUACGGUAUGGGGAGGUGUGGCGCCAGCGAUCUGUGUUCACCAGAGACGCGUAAUAGUUGUCUUUGAUCAUGUUUAGAGUAAGGGUGUUUCAAACUAUGGCACAUGAUAUUGCUAGAGAUAGAGAGUUAAAAACUAGAAGGCAUUAGACUUUGGGUUACAUUCAAAACAAGUUUCAUGGGGAAGGUUUGGAUACAAGACAUUUUCAGCCAAAAUUUCUUAGACAAGAUGUUUUCAAU
Dothidotthia symphoricarpi CBS 119687 is the source of this 1703-nucleotide messenger RNA. RefSeq names its product MFS general substrate transporter. Gene Ontology annotation, biological process: transmembrane transport. Gene Ontology annotation, molecular function: transmembrane transporter activity. The coding region runs from base 48 to 1520 and encodes 490 amino acids. Lineage: Eukaryota; Fungi; Ascomycota; Dothideomycetes; Pleosporales; Dothidotthiaceae. The record is from RefSeq and is a predicted model, not a curated record. The transcript is spliced from 3 exons.